Messenger RNA from Pieris napi, 1342 nucleotides. Its product is annotated as cuticle protein-like. Bases 32 to 1288 code for a protein of 418 amino acids. The record is from RefSeq and is a predicted model, not a curated record. The transcript has 5 exons. NCBI's taxonomy places the organism in Eukaryota, Metazoa, Arthropoda, Insecta, Lepidoptera, Pieridae. Gene Ontology annotation, cellular component: extracellular matrix.
AUUCAUCAGUUGAAAUUCAUAUCAACGAAACAUGUUUUCCAAAGUGGUAGUUCUCUGCGCCCUGGUGGCUGUGUCGUCAGCUGGUCUUCUCCCAGCUGCCGUUCACUACUCUUCAGCUGCGGCUGUCUCUUCCCAGAGCAUUGUCCGUCAUGACCAGCAACAAGCCAAGCUAGCUAUCGCCGCCCCUGUAGCUUACCAAGCUGCCCCAGUCUACCACGCUGCUCCUGCCCCAGUUGCCUACCACGCUGCUCCUGCCCCAGUUGCCUACCACGCUGCUCCUGCCCCAGUUGCCUACCACGCUGCUCCUGCCCCAGUUGCCUACCACUCCGCCCCAGUUGCCUACCAAACUGCUCCAGUACACUACGCCGCUCCCGUCGCUAAGGUCCUUGCUCACGAAGAAAUCGCUUACCCCAAAUACGAGUACUCUUACUCCGUGGCUGACCCCCACACCGGUGAUGACAAGCAGCAACAGGAGGUCCGCGACGGUGAUGUUGUAAAGGGCUCUUACUCUUUCCACGAAGCUGAUGGCUCCAUCAGAACCGUAGAGUACUCCGCUGAUGACCACAGCGGUUUCAACGCAGUCGUCCACAACACCGCUCCCACCGCCGCCCCAACCCUAGUCAAGGCCGCACCUGUCCUCCUUAAAUCUCCCGUCUACGCUGCACCCGCUCACUUGGUAGCUCUCUUCGCUCUGGUGACAGUGUCGUCGGCUGGUUUACUGCCAGCUGCCGUUCACUACUCCUCCGCUGCGGCCGUCUCUUCCCAGAGCAUUGUCCGUCAUGACCAGCAACAAGCCAAGCUAGCUAUCGCCGCCCCUGUAGCUUACCAAGCUGCCCCAGUCUACCAUGCCGCUCCCGCUCCCGUCUACCACGCUGCUCCAGUUCCAGUGACCUACCACGCUGCUCCUGCCCCAGUUGCCUACCACUCCGCCCCAGUUGCCUACCAAACUGCUCCAGUACACUACGCCGCUCCCGUCGCUAAGGUCCUUGCUCACGAAGAAAUCGCUUACCCCAAAUACGAGUACUCUUACUCCGUGGCCGACCCUCACACCGGUGAUGACAAGCAGCAACAGGAGGUCCGCGACGGUGAUGUCGUAAAGGGCUCCUACUCUUUCCACGAAGCUGAUGGCUCCAUCAGAACCGUAGAGUACUCCGCUGAUGACCACAGCGGUUUCAACGCGGUCGUCCACAACACCGCUCCCACCGCCGCCCCAACCCUAGUCAAGGCCGCACCUGUCCUCCUCAAAGCUCCCGUCUACGCUGCACCCGCUCACCAAUACUACCACUAAGAACUUACUAUUAGUAGUAGCUCUGACCAAAUGAUUAUUGACUAUUUAUUUAAA